AUGGCCCAAGGCAAGUACAUAGCCCAUGGUGGGCAGGAGCAAGCUCCAAUAGCCUCCUGGCCCCUGUCCCAGGUCUCUGAAAGGCUUUAUUUACAGGUUACAUCUUCUGUGACAGAACUGGCUGGAAGAAAGGACCAGGUAUUCCUGUGCAUUUGCAUUUGUGAUACAAAUUUAUCCGCUGUGGUGAUUUUCUUCUCUUCCAGCAUACCUGACGAUAUGAAUGACACCCAUGCCACGAGCAAUAUCAGUGCUAGCGUGGAACUGUUCCAGCUCAUCAUGUACACCCCCACGUUUACCCUCGGAUUGCUGUUCAAUAUGAUGGCCCUGUCGUUCCUGUUUUUUAAGGUUAAAAAGAUGUCAGAAUCUACAGUCUACAUGAUAGCCCUUAUUUUCCUGGAUACUUUGCUGCUGUUUACUCUUCCUUUUAAAAUAAUUUCCUACCACCUUCAGAACAACUGGAACUUGGGGUCUGUGUUUUGUUCCACCUUGGAGAGUCUUUACUUUGUAAACAUGUAUGGCAGCAUUCUCAUCUCCCUCUGCAUCUGUGUAGACCGGUACAUUGCUAUCCAGCACCCUUUCACAGCUCCCACCCUGCGAUCCACCAAGAAAGCUGCUAUGGUUUGUGCUAUCAUCUGCCUGGGCACCUCAGCCGGGACAGUCUCUACUUUCCAACUGCAUGGAGAGGGCCACAACAUCUCAUCCUGCUUCCAUAACUUCUCCAAGAGCACAUGGGAAAACACAGGCCUGUUCAGUGCCUUGGAGAUUAUUUUCUUUGGCGGCAUGGCAGCCAUGGCCUUCUGCACUGUUCAGACCAUCAGGUGUUUGAGAAAGCACAGAAAACCAGACAACCCCCAAACACACACCACCAGAGCAGAGAAGAUAGUGGUGACAAAUCUUGUGGCAUUUUUGGUCUGUUUCACGCCUUACCACGUGGCAUACUUCAUGUACUUUUUGGUGAAGAACAACAUAAUUCACACCAGUUUUCAGCAAGUGCUACGAGACAUCAUUCAGGUUACCCUUUGCUGGGCAAACCUGAACUGCUGUCUUGAUGGAGUGUGUUAUUAUUUUGUUUUAAAGGAGUCUUUGGAAGACCCAUUAGAAAACAGUAAAAAAACAGCCACAAGAAAUCCUUGA
Tyto alba (common barn owl) is the source of this 1134-nucleotide messenger RNA. Its product is annotated as lysophosphatidic acid receptor 6. Gene Ontology annotation, biological process: positive regulation of Rho protein signal transduction; phospholipase C-activating G protein-coupled receptor signaling pathway. Gene Ontology annotation, cellular component: membrane. The coding region runs from base 1 to 1134 and encodes 377 amino acids. The record is from RefSeq and is a predicted model, not a curated record. The transcript is spliced from 4 exons. Gene Ontology annotation, molecular function: G protein-coupled receptor activity. Lineage: Eukaryota; Metazoa; Chordata; Aves; Strigiformes; Tytonidae.